Messenger RNA from Olea europaea var. sylvestris, 1726 nucleotides. Its product is annotated as probable F-box protein At2g36090. The transcript is spliced from 2 exons. The record is from RefSeq and is a predicted model, not a curated record. Bases 370 to 1467 code for a protein of 365 amino acids. Gene Ontology annotation, molecular function: protein binding. NCBI's taxonomy places the organism in Eukaryota, Viridiplantae, Streptophyta, Magnoliopsida, Lamiales, Oleaceae.
GACCCGACAAAGAGAGAUCUUUGGAAAAAUUGAGAAAGCGACCCUUUAACACGCUAUCUUGCUCUACAAAUAUAUCUCUUCUCAACUUCUUACUUAUUUAAUUCUUAUUAUUCAGUACUGAAAUCCCCAAAUUGCACUUUCGAUCAAGUUUCAGUAUUUCCGUGCUGCUCUGUGAGCCAUAGUUUGAUAGUUGUAUUAACCAGAUGAAGGUCUUGUUCUUGGAGUGAGUUGAUGAUUCUGGUGAAAAUAAUUUGAAAGUGGCACAGAGACAACAAAAAGAAGGGCAAAUGUCAAAUAAUCUCCUCUCUUCAUUUUUGCUCAACUACAGACUUCGAAUUUUUCUUUUUUAGAUGAUCUGAAGGACUCAUAAUGUCAAUUUCAUCAGUUGAAAGUAUGGCAUCAUUGAGCAGCGAUCUUUUCUAUGACAUACUUAGGCGUCUUGAUGGUGCGACUUUGGCCAGUGCUGCCUGUGCUUGUGCAACAUUCUGCUCUAUUUCAAAGGAAGAGCGAUUAUGGGAAAAUGUGUGCUCUUCUAUGUGGCCUUCUACUGAUCGGGAUGAUGUCAAAAGUUUGAUCAUGUCAAUUGGUGGAUUCAAAAAAUUUUAUGCAGAUUGUUUUCCCCUUAUUGUAAACGAGGUUCCUGAAUUUCGAUGGAAUGACGAUUUUGAGUAUCCCGAAGAGUUGACUGAAGCUGAAUACUAUGGUGACGUGGAUGAACUCGAAAACAUUUCACCGUUGGAUUUUGUGUCUAUAAUGGAUAUCAGAUAUAAAGACAAAACAAUAUGUUCAAAAGUCCUAUGGGGAAUCCCGAAUGCAGAUGGCUUUAAUGGUUGGUUUUUCAACUGUCCAUUUCGUAUUGAUCUUCUUGCAUAUUCAGAUAAAGUGACACUUACAGUCUCUGAUGGCCUGCCUCCAAUCAUGUCCAUUGAAAAAGAGAGAAAAGAUGGAAAGCUCUGGCAAGAGCUCCAGGAUGGCAUCCGGCUUAGUUGGAUUAUAGUAAACAGAAAAAUAAAAAAGGCUGCUAAUCUAUCAAGUUGGAGCCCACUUGGAGGGCAAAGACAUUGGCCGACAGACAAGGAUUUUGUGGUACGAUUUGCAUCCAUUCUUCCCGCCAAAGAUAUUCUUCCUUGUCAAAUAGUCGAAUGUAUCCUUAUCAUGAAGUUCAGGGUGAUCCAUACUCAGGGCGAAGGCAUCCAAACAAUUAUCAAGUUGACGGAACUAAGCAUGCAACUUGAGGAUAUGAAUGGUUCUCAUGUCAAUGGUCUAAAAAGUUUGCUCAUCCUUAAAGCAGCACUUAGUUGCCGUAGGAGCAUGAAUCACAACGAAGCCCUUGAGUCGUGCAAUUUGUACUUGAAGGUACAAACAGAGCUCAAGGAGAAGAAGAUGCGAUAUGAAAACAGGUUAGACAGACUUUGGAUUCUAGGUGGCAUUGCGACAUGCAUCAGUUUUUGUUUCUACUGUCUGUGAAUUCUACGUUGCCAAAUACUGUCGUCUAACAAAAUUUCUUUUUCGCUUUUCGUAUGUAACUCAAAUUUUGUUUGCAAUAAGAUUCCAGAUUUGUCUUCCUUGGAUUGUCACAGUUUUCCUGCUUUUCUUGUGUUGUAUAUAAAACACCAUCAAGUUGUAAUUGGAAUAAGAGUUGUGUCAUAUUUGAAGAAAUAAUAGUUGAGUGAGUCCAUUAUUAUCAUUACAUCCUAAUAAAAGUUGGAUUAUUCUACUUUGUUCU